ACCCACGUUUCUCUUUCUUCCUGUCUGCUUGGAAAGAUGGCGUCCCGCAAGGAAGGCGCCGGCCCCAACGCCGUCCCUUCCAGUUCCGCCACGGGCGCGGCAGGGAAAGGCAAGGGCAAAGGAGGCUCAGGAGAUUCAGCGGUGAAGCAAGUGCAGAUAGAUGGCCUGGUGGUAUUAAAGAUAAUCAAACAUUAUCAAGAAGAAGGACAAGGAACUGAGGUUGUUCAAGGCGUGCUCUUGGGCCUGGUCGUGGAAGAUCGACUUGAAAUUACCAACUGCUUCCCUUUCCCGCAGCACACAGAGGAUGAUGCAGACUUUGAUGAAGUCCAGUAUCAGAUGGAGAUGAUGCGGAGCCUGCGCCACGUGAACAUCGACCACCUGCAUGUGGGCUGGUACCAGUCCACCUACUACGGCUCGUUUGUCACCCGCGCACUGCUGGACUCCCAGUUCAGUUACCAGCAUGCCAUUGAGGAAUCUGUCGUUCUCAUCUAUGAUCCCAUAAAAACUGCCCAAGGGUCCCUCUCUCUGAAGGCGUAUAGACUGACUCCUAAACUGAUGGAAGUCUGUAAAGAGAAAGAUUUUUCCCCUGAAGCAUUAAAAAAAGCAAAUAUCACCUUUGAGCACAUGUUUGAAGAAGUGCCGAUUGUAAUUAAAAAUUCACAUCUGAUCAAUGUCCUAAUGUGGGAACUUGAAAAGAAGUCAGCCGUAGCCGAUAAACAUGAAUUGCUCAGUCUUGCUAGCAGCAAUCACCUGGGGAAGAACCUGCAGCUGCUGAUGGACAGAGUGGAUGAGAUGAGCCAAGACAUUGUAAAGUACAACACAUACAUGAGGAACACCAGCAAGCAGCAGCAGCAGAAGCACCAGUAUCAGCAGCGUCGUCAGCAGGAGAACAUGCAGCGCCAGAGCCGGGGAGAGCCCCCACUGCCUGAGGAGGACCUAUCCAAGCUCUUCAAGCCACCACAGCCCCCCGCCCGGAUGGACUCGCUGCUCAUAGCAGGCCAGAUCAACACCUACUGCCAGAACAUCAAGGAGUUCACUGCCCAGAACCUGGGCAAACUCUUCAUGGCUCAGGCUCUGCAGGAGUAUAACAACUGAGGGAGGGACGUUUUCGGAAAAGAGGUUCCAUGAACUCUGACAUCACACCAGGGCAGCUUUGGAAGAGAUGUCUUUGCAUACUGAAAAGACUGGAGGAUUCUUUGAACAUCAUUGCUGUUUUUGGCUGUAACAUUGUCUUUCUAGCCAGUAAUAAAAGAGAACAAAAUCUUGA
Messenger RNA from Carlito syrichta (Philippine tarsier), 1267 nucleotides. It is a transcript of the gene EIF3H, whose product is annotated as eukaryotic translation initiation factor 3 subunit H. The coding region runs from base 37 to 1095 and encodes 352 amino acids. The record is from RefSeq and is a predicted model, not a curated record. The transcript is spliced from 8 exons. Gene Ontology annotation, cellular component: eukaryotic translation initiation factor 3 complex; cytosol; eukaryotic 43S preinitiation complex. Gene Ontology annotation, molecular function: translation initiation factor activity; protein binding; metallopeptidase activity. NCBI's taxonomy places the organism in Eukaryota, Metazoa, Chordata, Mammalia, Primates, Tarsiidae.